GGACUGUUCACUAACAUCGCAAAAGAAUUUAUGACCUGGAAAGACCACUAUCAUCACGAAGACACUCCGUAUAUCAUGCCUAGCGAAACCUUUCUUGAGUACAUGCGCGAGUAUGUCAACAAGUUCGAACUUGCCCAGUACAUCGAGUUCAACCGGACUGUCACAUCGCUUAGGAGAGUGGAAGAAGUCGAAGAGACCAACCAUAAAUUUAAGAUUGAGCAUGUCCACACUAACAUCAAGGAAGAUUCAGAGGUCUCGGAGGAAUACUUUGAUUAUAUCAUAGUUUGCAAUGGACAUUACUCAACUCCAAAAAUUCCAGACUUCAAAGGAAAAGAUAAAUUCAAGGGAUUUCAGAUGCACAUGCAUUCGUUGAGAAGAAUUGAGCCAGAAGAUUUUGAUGAUAGAAAUGUAUUAAUAGUUGGAUCAUGCUUAAGUGCGAAUGAUUUGUUAAUCAAUAUCUUCUUUAUUGAGAAUACUAAAAACCUUGUUCAUCCUAGAAAGAUAUUCAUCACCAGUCGAUCGACAACUUUAUUAGAGAAAUCUGAAGACUAUAAGGAUAUUCAGGAUCAAAAUCUCCUUGAAAUCAAGUCCGGAAAUAUUACUGAAAUCAAAAAAGAUUCAGUAGUCUUUGGAGAUGACUCUGAAGAACAAAUUGACACUAUCAUCUAUGCUACUGGGUACAAAUAUUCUUUCCCAUUCAUUGACCCUGACCAGAAAAUAGUAGAGUUUGAUUCCAAGAGAACUAAUGGCUGUUAUUUUGGACCUUUGUACAAAAAGAUGUUUUGAAUCAAUGAACCGAAUCUAUUCUUUAUUGGUCUUGUCCAGUAUCUUCCUUUAAUGCAUUCAACAUUUGAAAGACAAAUAUUACUUGCUAAAGAAGUUAUCCAAGGAAAAAUUACACUUCCAUCCAAACAAGAAAUGCUUGAUGAUUUUACAUUAGAAGUUCGGAAUCAUGAGCAGACAGACAAAGACAUGAGUUAUUUCUAUAAGUUUGAUCCUGAAGGAUACAGUUUUACUGACUAUAACAAAGAUUUAGAGAAACUCACUUCAAUGGAAGUCGAUACUACAAACUAUUCAGCUUUGAUGCCUGCUUUUGAUGCAAAGUCUGUAGUUAUGAAAACAGGGAAUGAACUCCAAGUUAAGAGCUUCGAUUACUCACCAUAUCUUGGUGGCAUUGAUUUCAAACCCACAAGCAGUAAGUUUUAG
Messenger RNA from Moneuplotes crassus, 1206 nucleotides. The record is from the annotation of a GenBank genome assembly. Lineage: Eukaryota; Ciliophora; Spirotrichea; Euplotida; Euplotidae.